CAUGCGUGCUGCGAUCCUGCAGGAUUCCUCCUAUCUGAGCCGCAGUACCCUUCGGACCGCCGGUGGGGGCAGGCGUUUUCGUCGCCCGCUCUCCGGAGUCGCGAAAUCGGAGGGUGUUAGUGGUGGUUUUGAAUAUGGAUGUGUUUAAAAGGUCGGGUGACUUCGGUGUGUGAAUAAAAUAUAGGUACACCCAAGAGCAGAGAAAACGGCCUUUUGAAUAAAUAAUCAACAAAUAAUGUGUAAAUAAUAUAAGUGCAAGUGAUAAACGAAAGUGAAAAAGUGAACAGUCAAAAAAACCAAUGAGAGUGACAAAAAAGUGAAGUGACCAAAAACAAAAUGCGUCGUCGGCAAUUACCACCCGUUCGCGAAGAACCUAAAAAAAUAAUUUGUGAUAACGACUGGAUAAUUUAUACUCUAGUGGCUUCUAUAGCUGCUAUAACGUAUUCUAACAGUUUAAACGGUGACUUCGUUCAUGACGACAUUCCAGCUAUUGUCACGAACGGGGAUGUGACGGGAGCGAACACGGUUGUGACAGUGUUUAAGAAUGACUUCUGGGGCACGCCAAUGAGUGAUCCUGGGAGUCACAAGUCGUACCGACCGCUCACUACGCUGACUUUCAGACUGAACUACCUCUUCUCGGGCCUCUCCCCCUGGUACUGGCAUGUCACCAACGCGUGUCUCCACUGCGUUAGUUGCACGCUAGUCGCGCGCGCGAGCGCGACAAUCGCGCGGCUACGGCGGCCGUUCGCAGCGCUCGCUGGGCUGUUGUUCGCGCUGCACCCUGUACAUAGUGAAGCGGUAGCAGGAGUGGUGGGCCGGGCUGAUGUGCUGGCUUCCAUAUUCUUCCUGUCAUCAAUACUCAUGUACCACGGAUGCUCCAACCGCUACCGGGCUUGGUGGAGCGUGGUCCUGGCUGCCCUCAGCAUGCUGGCGAAGGAGACUGGCCUCACUGCGUUGCUAGUCAACAUAGUCUUGGACCUCUACAAGAGUUGGCCUGGACCAAGGUGUUCCCUCAUGGUGAAAUGGCGUUGGAAAGGCGACGCGUGCGCACGCAUCACCAUUGCGUUAGCGGGACUGGUGUUGUUGGCGACGGCCAGAGUGGCCCUUCUGCAGGGCUCGCUGCCUGCGUUCUCACCGCAGGACAACCCACCUGCGUUCCAUUCUGCAUUCCUGGUCAGGCUAAUGACGUUCUGCUACCUGGCGGCAUUCAACUGGUGGCUACUCCUCUGCCCGUGGACCCUAAGCCAUGAUUGGCAGAUGGGGUCCGUCCCAUUGGUAACCAGCGGAUGGGAUCCUAGGAACCUUCUUACGGUUGCUGCCUUGAUUGUACUGAUAGCACUAUCGUAUAGAUGCUGGAUAGAUUUGGAGUUCCAAAGACACACCCCUGCUGCAGUGGGUCUGAUGCUGUUGGUGAUACCAUACCUGCCGGCAUCGAACCUGCUAGUCACCGUCGGCUUCGUGGUUGCCGAGAGGGUGCUGUAUUUGCCAAGCGUGGGCUCAGUGAUCCUCACAGCCUACGGGAUCCAGCUCCUCUGGCAUCGCUCCAACCGGCGUCUGCUGGUUGUAGGAACAGCUAUCCUGGCUGCGAGCUUCGCAGCAAGAACUAUUCUGAGGAACCAGGAUUGGAGGACCAGAGAGACGCUUUUGAGGGCGGACUUGGCGGUGUUACCGCAUAACGCCAAACUGCACUACAACUUCGCAAACUUCUUGAAAGACAAGGAGCAACAAGAAAAUGCUAUCAAACACUAUAAGGAAGCAUUAAAGUUAUGGCCGAGCUACGCCAGUGCGCACAACAACCUUGGCACGCUGGUGAUUGCAUCAGGCCGGGCUGAGCACCAUUUUCUGCAGGCGCUCAAAUACAACAGGGACCAUGUCAACGCGCACUAUAAUCUCGCCAAACUAUACAGGAAGAAAAACCGCCUCGCCGACUCUCUCAAAAUGAUAGAACGGUGCCUAACCCUGGAGCCUCGCUUCGUCCAGGCCUACGUGGAACUGCUCCACCUGAAGAGUGAAGACCAGAAGAAGGGGAUCCUGGACAAAUUGCUGGAGAUAGAGCCGAGGAACUGGGAGCACUAUGUGCUGUAUGGGAACUGGUUUAAGGGCAGAGGGCUUCUACCCAUCUCUCUAAAUUACUACAUGACCGCCUUGAAACUCUCUCUCGCAAGUGGAGAGCGUCGGGGCGUCGCAGCCCUCCGCGCAGCGUGCCUCGUGCUUCGACAGAAGGGGCAAUGGGCGAGAGCCUUACAUCUUAUAAUCAGAUGGCAGACCGCCCGCGGUGACGCACGUGCGGCAAACGCUCGGGCGCUGUGGACGCGCGCGUGGCGUCUACGUAGCGAGCUAGAGGGACGCGCUGCAUUAUACGCGCGCCCUAGGACUGACCCCGAUCAGACAAAAUCUACAUGCCUGGACUACAGUCAACUGGAACUACGUAAUCCUGUAGAAAAACAAAACAAAAAUACAGAUAUUAAUACACUUCUCAGCGAAGCUAAAAACAAUGCCAAAGACAAAAGUUGCCAAAACGAAUGUGCCAAAAAAGUAUCAAUACCGACCCAGUAUAAACCCAUACAUAAUAAGAGCGAGACGGGGAGAAAGAGCUGCUCCUUGAGGAAGAAAGAGAUAAAAGAUGCGGACUACACGCCUUUCGUGUCUGACCAUUUGAUAAAGACUUAUUAAGAUAAGUUUAGUUAAAUAUAAGAUGUGUUUUAAGCUAUUUUGAGCGGGAAUAUUACCAAGAUAUACGGCAAAUCAAUUUAUUUGGAAUAAAAGCAGAUUUUAUGUAACAGUUACAUAACAAGACUUUUAGAACCUAGUUAUGUUUAUGUGACAUUACAUUCCCUUAUCUACGGCAGAAGAACAGCUUAGGUAUUUUAAUAAAAAAUGGUCGCAUAAAACAAGCUUAAAUUGUAAGUGCAAAAAUAUUGACAAAGUAAAAUAGGUAGUGUUAUAAUGUACUCUUAUAACACCGUAAACAGUACUAUUUUAUAUUUGAGUAAAUAUGUUAAGUUAAUACUGCUGUGAGUCAUUUAAAGGCUUCUACAGACGUUGCGACAAUUGGCAUGCGAUUUUAUAUAUUGCCGGCUAAGUAGGAACAACGAAUUCAGUCGAUCAAUCAAAUGCCGCAAUGUGUUGCAAAUUGUAUGUGAUUAUAGUUCUAGGUGACGUUUGUAGAGGCUAUAAUUUGACAGAUUGAAGUGCUGCAGUGAAAAUAUUUUUUUUAUUUAAAUAAAUAGGUACCUAAUUAAUUCACCUGAAUAAAAAAUAAAGGUGUUGUAAUGUAAAUACAGCUCAAUUUGAAUUGCUUUGUAAAUAUUGGAAUUGAUAUAAGUAAUUAAGUCAGUUGGGGCAAGUGGAACAUAGGGGCAAAUGCGCCUACCCUAGAUACACCCGUACUCUGUACCCGUAUAUAUGGUAUGAUAUAGCUUAGAGGUUAUACUAUGGCCGCACUUUACUCGGGAAAGGUUAAACAGUCAUGACGGUGGUGAACAAGCAUGUAGCGUCCUGAUGGAAAGCUGCUACCGUAGCCUAUGUACACGUGCGGUUACACGGAUAGUACUGUAAUACUUAAGUAGUAAGUUUUUUUUAUAAUUUACGGUUGCAUUUAGGGUAGGCGCACUUGCCUCGUGGGUGUAUUUAUCCCAUCAGACAAUAUUACCACAACGCAAUGUAUUUUUAUGACAAUCUUCUUAGUAGGUCACUCACUUCUUAAGAAUUGUCAAGAUGUUAAUGUAUAAUUAGUAUUAGGCCCCUGUUGCACUAAUAUGACAAUUCUCAUGACACUGACAAUUACCUGUAGGUAAAUAGGUAACGAUACAGGCAUGUACAGUCAACAGAGAAAAGUGACCCCCCUUGUAUAGUUUGUAUGCAAAGCUGCUAAGGGAAUAGUAUUGCUGACUGUUCCUACUUGUUGGAUCAGAAAUGUACGGUGAUUGUCAAUGUUGGGGGACAGUUGUAAGUCUGACUUUCCACUGAGAUGAAGAUGAGAAGAGGUGUGCGGAAAUCCACCAAUAAAUAGAAAUUGUUUAUUUCACAUUUAUCAAACUGCACAACGGGACUUAAUCGCGUAUUUAAGUUUUAAGAUUUACCUCCGACGUUAAGAGGACGGCGUUGUCCCCGUGGUCUCGGAGAAGACU
This is a messenger RNA of Cydia fagiglandana, 4130 nucleotides long. RefSeq names its product protein O-mannosyl-transferase TMTC1-like. The coding region runs from base 337 to 2673 and encodes 778 amino acids. Gene Ontology annotation, molecular function: protein binding. The transcript is spliced from 16 exons. NCBI's taxonomy places the organism in Eukaryota, Metazoa, Arthropoda, Insecta, Lepidoptera, Tortricidae. The record is from RefSeq and is a predicted model, not a curated record.